UGUAAUGAGGUUAGGAGUGCAGUGGCCUUGGUGGAACCUAAAUUGGACAUUACUGAGCAGACAAUUGCUGAGCAGAAAUAUUGUUUCCACUGUUAAUUUGGCCUGCAAAUUGGACCUGAAGAGAAUAGCUUUAUGUGCAAGAAAUGCUGAAUAUAAUCCAAAGCGGUUUGCUGCAGUGAUAAUGCGAAUAAGAGAGCCUAGAACGACAGCGCUAAUCUUCAGUUCAGGCAAGAUGGUUUGCACUGGAGCCAAAAGUGAAGAACAGUCUCGAUUAGCAGCAAGGAAAUAUGCACGUGUUGUUCAGAAACUCGGAUUUCCAGCGAAGUUUCUUGAUUUUAAAAUCCAAAACAUGGUUGGAAGUUGUGAUGUGAAAUUUCCCAUCAGAUUAGAAGGGUUGGUUCUGACCCACCAGCAAUUCAGCAGCUAUGAACCAGAAUUGUUCCCAGGUCUCAUUUACAGGAUGGUCAAACCAAGAAUUGUUCUGCUAAUAUUUGUCUCUGGCAAGGUUGUUUUGACAGGUGCCAAAGUACGUUCAGAGAUCUAUGAAGCAUUUGAGAACAUCUAUCCAAUCUUGAAGGGCUUUAAGAAGGCUUCGUGACAUCCAUAUACAAAACUGACAUGAUGUGGAUAAGGAUGUAUAUUUUUUUAAAAAUCCCUUCCCUGGGACCACACCUAUUAUCACAAAUCACAAAAUCAUGAAGAUUUCGACGAGGGUAGGUCUUUUUGGACCAUUCUAAUUCAUCCAACCAGAAAUGCUUGAUGUUUGCUUCAUCCUAAACUGUGGAACGUGAUCAUGCUCCACCAUUCCAUUCCAUGUGUUAAUCAUUUUGUUGGAAGAACUUCUUGGCACUGGUCAUACUAUUAUUUUUUACUAAUUUGGA
Hemiscyllium ocellatum (epaulette shark) is the source of this 881-nucleotide messenger RNA. RefSeq names its product TATA-box-binding protein-like. The record is from RefSeq and is a predicted model, not a curated record. The transcript is spliced from 6 exons. Bases 5 to 598 code for a protein of 197 amino acids. Gene Ontology annotation, molecular function: RNA polymerase II general transcription initiation factor activity; DNA binding. Gene Ontology annotation, biological process: DNA-templated transcription initiation. Lineage: Eukaryota; Metazoa; Chordata; Chondrichthyes; Orectolobiformes; Hemiscylliidae.